UUAAGCAGAUUCUAUAUUGAAAAUUAAAAAAAGAAAGAAAGACCGAUCUAGUUCUUGACGACAGUUCUUGGCUAUUUUACGGCAUCCGCUAUCGGCUGUAUCCGUGCGGGCGUCACACCCCUUCAGAGGUGCACGACACGCCAGAGCUCGAGUUCUUUCUGGUCGCUGGAAGAGUGUGUAGGGCAGCGGUGGUGUCGUUUGGCUCAUGGCUGCAUGUCGCUUGUGCAGGCAAUGCAGUUGGGGUUGCCACCUGCAGACAACGUGAAAGGGACACUCUUAAAAGCCUUCUUUGUGACAGUUUUUCUGAGUGUGUUGAUGCUCCCGCUGCUGAGGACUGUGGGAUUGCGAGCGUUCUCCAUGGCGACCGAGGCUUAUUCCUCCGGCACUCAUUCGGCAGCAUUCGUCACCUGCCCCAAUGACACAGUGGCCAAAGAGCUGGCCAGAGGUAUAGUGGAGAAGAAACUGGCAGCCUGUGUCAACAUCGUACCCAAAAUCACAUCAGUAUAUGAAUGGCAGGGCAAGAUCGAGGAAGGCAGUGAAGUGCUACUGAUGAUUAAGACGAGGACUACAAAGAUCUCUGCGCUGGCUGAGUUUGUUAGGUCCAAUCAUCCGUACGAAGUCGCCGAGGUCAUCAGCGUGCCCAUUGACCAGGGCAAUCCACCGUACCUGAAGUGGAUUGGGGACGUUGUGCCGGAAUGAGCGAGCCGCUCCCCUGUCAGCCUUCUAGAUGUCUCUCCCGCCGGAAACCCACGAUGACCACGGCUGCCUUUCAUCUCCGUUGCUUAGACGUGGUCGCCAAAAUCCCCCGGAUCCAUGUGUGCGCUCAGAAUGGUUUGGAGAAACCCGUACGGGUGGCGAAAUGUUCAAAGCACGGGGCUCGUUGGUACUUUUUGUUUGACAAACGAAUCCAGCAGGUGUUUGUAUUCACUUCUCUGCAGUUAAUGUCCAGUUGUUUUGGAAAAAGAAAAUAAAGAUAAAGCAGCACACUCUUAAUUCCAAA
Electrophorus electricus (electric eel) is the source of this 1000-nucleotide messenger RNA. Its product is annotated as protein CutA homolog. NCBI's taxonomy places the organism in Eukaryota, Metazoa, Chordata, Actinopteri, Gymnotiformes, Gymnotidae. Gene Ontology annotation, molecular function: copper ion binding. The record is from RefSeq and is a predicted model, not a curated record. Gene Ontology annotation, biological process: response to metal ion.